Rhopalosiphum padi (bird cherry-oat aphid) is the source of this 2023-nucleotide messenger RNA. RefSeq lists its product as uncharacterized. Gene Ontology annotation, molecular function: chromatin insulator sequence binding. Gene Ontology annotation, biological process: regulation of transcription by RNA polymerase II. The record is from RefSeq and is a predicted model, not a curated record. The transcript is spliced from 3 exons. Gene Ontology annotation, cellular component: chromosome. Bases 391 to 1620 code for a protein of 409 amino acids. NCBI's taxonomy places the organism in Eukaryota, Metazoa, Arthropoda, Insecta, Hemiptera, Aphididae.
UAGAUUUAGACUUAGUAUGUUCGACUUUGUAAAUUUCUUGGUACUAACUACAAAUAAUUUUUUUUAUACUUAGACAUUUUAAUACUUCUAUAGUACCUAAUACCUACUACUUAGUAUUUAAUAUUUAUUAAUUUAUUAUUACUAUUUUAUUAUGCGUGCAAUAAGUUAUUUAUACCUUCCGCGUCGAUUCGAAACAAUUGAGUACUUAUUUGUUUAGUUGUUGGCUGGUGCCUGACGCCACACUUGUUGGCCCCUCGGAAAUCAUCUUGAGCCAUUUAACUGCUUUUAAAUUUUUUAGUUUUAUUAGACAACCUAUGCUUAUUUUAAUGCAAUCUGAAUGAAUCGACGGCAAUAGUGUACCUAAUAAAAUAUUAAACCAAAAACGAAAAUAUGGCUGAGCUGAAUAGUGAAGAUAGUUCAGAUGGUACAUUAGUUAUCGAUGAACCGAAUUACGAUAAUCAAACAAUUGAAAUAUCAGAUGAUUCUGAUUCUGAUGUGGAAGUUGUUAAAUUAAAUGAUGAUAUAGAAGAUAAUUCAGACGUGGAAGUUGUUGAAUUAGAUGAUAAUGUAAACGAUAAUUCGGAUGUGGAAAUUGUUGAAUUAGAUAAUCAUGUAGAAAAUGCUUCUACUUCAUUGAAUCCUUCAGGUUUAACCUGUAAACCCUGCUCUAGAGUAUUUUCUACUAACAAUGAUUUACUCAAUCACAUCAGAAAGUUUAAAGGAAGAAUAGGAGGUUGUACCAAUAUAUCAAAUAAUACAUUUACUAAAAGAAAAAAUGUUGAAAACCCAAAAUCUGAAUGCUUAGUAAAAAAGAAACGUGGCAGGCCUCCAAAGAAUAAUAAUGUUAUUGUUCCUUCAGUUCCUUUACCAGUUCUCAAACCUGUUCCUAAACCUAUUCCCCUAAAUCGUCCAUCGAUACCAGAAUUAAUACCAAUAAUAUUCAAGACUGUUACCAAACCUACUACUGAAACCAAUAAAACUAUUUUACCAUCUCUUAGUCAAAUAUUAGUUGAUGAAAUUGAACCCGAAUAUCCAUGUACAGUGUGUGGUGAAGUAUUUCGUCAUAAUAUUGCUCUUUUAUGUCAUUUGAAUACUGAACACAAUAAUGAAACAAUUAAUAAAAAGGACGAAAACAAAGAUAAAAAAUCAACAAAAUUGGGUGUAAAAAAACAGAUAGUGAAAAAACAUCAUGUUAAUGAAAAUAGGCAAAUAGAAAACUGUGAGCCCAUAUCAGACACUGUUGAUUUAACACUAUUACCAGAUUUGAAAAAAGACAGCUUGAUGAAUAGAAUGAAAUCUUACAUUGGUACUUCAGACAAAGGUCAAGUAACUUGUCUUCUAUGCAAUAUAGAAUUUAAAAAUACUAAAAAAGCAUUAGCUCAUGUCGAAGAUAAGCAUAUAAUGGAUAAGCUAGAAUGUGGUUAUUGUAAUAUGAAAUUUGUUUUUCAAUUAAAACUAAGAAGUCAUAUGGCAAAAAGACAUAAAGUUAUUGGUGUGUACAAAUGUGAUAAAUGUUCAAAAAUGAUAAAUAACGAAGAAAAAGUUUCUCAUUCAGAAGAAUGUAAAGGAAAAGUGAACCCAAUAAUAAUCAAAAAAGAAGAAAUGUCUAACAGUUUAUAAAUUUAAAUAAUUAUUUAGUGAUUUUAUCUUUUUGGUCUUUAUGUAAAAAUGAAGCAAUAACAGUUGAUAAAUUCAAAAUAUAUGAAUAAAUUAAAAAAAUUAUUCAUGACCAAGUAGUUAUUAAUCAAUACCAAAAAAGACUAGUACCAAUAAAUGUAUUUAUUUUAUUUUUAUUUAUUUAUAAUUAGUCAAAUUAUCUAGACUGAUGUUAUAACUAUUUAAAUGCUUUUUGUUUAUUUUAUCAUUUAUUUAUUUAAGUUAUUUUAUUUUGUUAAAGCUUACACAUAUUAUAAUAUACUUUAUAGGUAUAGCAUAUACUCCUAUAUUCAAUGUUAUACACCUAGUCACAUGUAUUUGUUGUUUUUUUUAUUUAUUUAAAAAAAUACAAAUUUGUUAUAUUUUA